Cyprinus carpio (common carp) is the source of this 4274-nucleotide messenger RNA. Its product is annotated as diaphanous-related formin 2. Gene Ontology annotation, molecular function: microtubule binding; small GTPase binding; actin binding. NCBI's taxonomy places the organism in Eukaryota, Metazoa, Chordata, Actinopteri, Cypriniformes, Cyprinidae. Gene Ontology annotation, biological process: actin cytoskeleton organization; actin filament polymerization. Bases 288 to 3758 code for a protein of 1156 amino acids. The record is from RefSeq and is a predicted model, not a curated record. The transcript has 31 exons. Gene Ontology annotation, cellular component: actin filament; cytoplasm.
GGUGUAAUUAGUGGGCCUGUCUCGUGCGUUUCGUUGUGUAGACUCUGAGUAGCUGUUUUGGACUCAUAAUAUCACCACACCUUAUUUUUUUGGAUAGCUUCAUGCACAGAUGUUACAUCAUAUUCCACUGGAUAUUUGCAUGGAAUAGUUUUGGAUCCAACUGAUAUUUUUGUUUCUUUCUUCAUGGAUGGCAUGGCUUUUGAAGGAAUGUGAUUUUUGAUAGGUGUUUGCAAGCUCGUGGGAAAUACUAAGCAAAGUUACUGUUCAAGUGAAGUUUCAUUCCAAAGAUGGAUCAGCAGGCAGCUGGAGGGGAGGACCCAAAUAAACCCUCCAAAAAGAAAUCCAGUGAGGAUGAGAGCAAAAACAAAAAACUGAACAUACACAUAAAAACAUUGGCUGAUGACAUGAGUGACAGAAUCACCAGUUUUCGAAAGCAAGGCAUGAAGAAGGAGAAGCCCCUUAUCCAGCACCCCACAGACCCUAUCUCCACCCAGACCGAGCUGCCUGUGCCCCAGCCACUGUUUGACGAGUGCUCCAUGAACCUGUCAGAGAAAGAGAUUGUGGACUUGUUUGAGAAGAUGAUGGAGGACAUGAACCUGAAUGAAGAGCGCAAGGCCCCCCUGAGAGGGAAAGACCUGAGCACUAAACGAGAGAUGGUUGUCCAGUACAUUUCUGCAACAGCCAAAUCUGGUGGACUGAGGAACAGCAAGCACGAGUGUACGCUCUCGUCACAGGAGUACGUGCACGAGCUGCGCUCAGGCAUCUCAGAAGACAAACUGCUCAACUGCCUGGAGUCCCUGCGUGUGUCCUUGACCAGCAACCCCGUCAGCUGGGUGAAUAACUUUGGCCAUGAAGGUCUCGGGCUGCUUUUGGAUGUGCUGGAGAGGCUUCUUGACAAGAAACAGCAAGAGAACAUUGACAAGAAGAACCAGCAUAAACUCAUUCAGUGCCUCAAGGCCUUCAUGAACAAUAAGUAUGGCCUCCAACGAAUCUUGGGGGACGAACGAAGCCUGCUCCUCCUUGCAAGAGCGAUCGAUCCCAAGCAGACUAAUAUGAUGACUGAGAUUGUCAAGAUUCUGUCAGCUGUUUGUAUCAUCGGAGAGGAGAACAUUCUGGAUAAGAUCCUGGCAGCCAUGACCAUUGCUGCAGAGAGGAAUAAUAAGGAGAGGUUUGCUCCGAUAGUGGAGGGGCUGGAGAACCAUGAAGCCCAGCAGCUACAGGUGGCCUGCAUGCAGCUGAUCAAUGCCCUCGUUACAUCGCCAGAUGAUUUAGACUUCAGGAUACACUUACGAAAUGAGUUUCUGCGCUGCGGCCUCAAGAAGAUCCUACCAGAGCUGAAGGAGACAGAGGAGCUCGAUAUUCAACUGAAGGUGUUUAAUGAAAAUAAGGAGGAGGAUUCCAUCGAACUGUCUCACCGACUAGAUGACAUCCGCGCAGAGAUGGAUGAUAUGGGUGAGGUGUACCAUCUCCUGUCCAACAUGGUGAAAGACACGGGCUCAGAAUCAUACUUCCUAUCCAUCCUCCAGCACCUGCUGCUCAUCAGAAAUGAUUAUUAUAUCAGGCCUCAGUAUUACAAGGUGAUUGAGGAGUGUGUUUCCCAGAUCGUCCUCCACCGUAGUGGGAUGGACCCUGAUUUUGCCUACAGGGAGCGACUGGAUGUGGACUUCAGUCAUCUCAUCGAUCAGUGUGUGGAUAAAGCCAAAGUUGAAGAGAGCGAGCAGAGAGCGGCUGAAUUCUCAAAAAAGUUCGACGAGGAGUUCAGCGCACGGCAGGAGGCAAAGGCUGAGCUGCAGAAGCAGGAGGAGAAAAUCAAGGAGCUAGAGUCUCAGAUCAACACCCUGCAGGCCCAGCUGACUAGUGAGAGAGACAAGCUAAGAAAGGCAGAGAAAAGCAUCAGCGAAAGAAACAGCAAGGUUGGGGCGGGACCUGGAGCAGCUGGUCCUAUUCCUCCACCACCACCAGGGGGAAUUGCACCUCCGCCUCCUCCUCCACCUCCUCCACCACCACCAAGUGGAGGCAUUCCACCUCCUCCACCUCCUCCUUGUCCUGCAUCUCUGGUACCUCCACCUCCUCCACCUCCACCCGGCUGCGGACCUCCACCACCUCCUCCACCUCCUGGAGGAGGCCCGCCCCCACCUCCGGGUAUGCCUUUGGCUCCUCCUCCACUCGUUGUCCAGCUGCCUUACGGGCUGGUGCCCAAGAAGACCUACAAACCUGACAGCGUCAUGAAGCGGGUGAACUGGUCCAAGAUAGUGCCUCAGGAGAUGGCGGAAAAUUGCUUUUGGAUCAAAGUCAAAGAGGAGCGGUUUGAGAACCCGGACAUGUUCAGCCAGCUUUCAAUGUCCUUCUCUUCUAAAUCCAGAGUGAAAAAGGACGUGGUAGAAACAGAUGACAGGAUGACACAAUUCAAGAAAAAAGCAAAAGAGCUGCGAAUUCUGGAUGCCAAGACAGCCCAGAAUCUGUCAAUUUUCCUGGGUUCAUUCCGUCUGCCUUAUGAAGAGAUCCGGGAUAUCGUGCUGCAGGUGGAUGAGGAGAGGCUAAGUGAAGCACUAAUCCAGAACCUGAUCAAAAACCUUCCUGAGCAGAAGGAGCUGAGCAAUCUGGCCGAGCUAAAGAAUGAAUAUGAGGAGCUUUGUGAAUCAGAGCAGUUUGGAAUUGUGAUGAGCUCAGUCAAGAUGUUGCGUUCCAGACUGAAUGGGAUCCUCUUUAAGCUGACGUUUGAGGAGCAGGUAAACAACAUCCGGCCCGACAUCAUGAAUGUGACAUUCGCAUGCGAGGAGGUGAAGAAGAGUGAAGGUUUCAGCAUGCUCCUGGAGCUGGUGCUGCUGGUCGGGAAUUACAUGAACUCUGGCUCCAGAAACGCUCAGACAUUCGGCUUCAAUGUCAGCUUCCUCUGCAAGCUUCGUGACACCAAGUCGACAGACCAGAAUACAACUCUUCUGCACUUUUUGGCCGAGAAAUGUGAAGAAAAGUAUCCUGAGAUCCUGAAGUUUCCUGAUGAACUUGACCAUGUUGAAUGUGCCAGCAAGGUAUCUGCCCAGAUCCUGAAAGCCAGCCUGGACACAAUGGAACGGCAUAUUCAGAGGCUGGAGAACGACAUCCAGAACUUCCCCAAGACUGAUGACAAGCAGGAUAAGUUUGUUGAAAAAAUGUCAGGCUUCUCCAAGCAUUCGCGAGAGCAGUAUGAGAAGCUCUCCACCAUGCACAAGAAUAUGCAGAAGCUGUACGAGAGCCUAGGGAGCUACUUCGCCUUCGACCCCCACACCGUCAGCAUCGAGGACUUCUUCGGAGACCUGGCUAACUUCCGCAGCCUCUUCAUGGAUGCUGUGCGGGAGAAUCACAAGAAGAGGGAGAUGGAGGAGAAGAUCAAGAGAGCCAAGCUGGCAAAGGAGAAAGCUGAGCGAGAGAAACUAGAGAGACAGCAGAAGAAGAAACAGCUGAUUGACAUGAACAAAGAAGGUGACGAGACGGGGGUGAUGGACAGCCUGAUGGAGGCCUUGCAGUCUGGUGCAGCCUUCCGUGACCGCAGGAAACGAACCCCACGCAACGGUGAUCAAAGCCCUUCCUGUUCUGCACCUUGGUGGCCGGGUGCUAACCAUGACGUUGCCUCUGGGAAAAGCAGACAACCGUCGCACUGGUUUGGAAAGAUCCCGUUCGCGCCACAAUGCAAACCCUAUGGUCCGAUGAUCGCUUGCCGGCUAAGGACGUUUGCCAAGUGCCAAAGACCCAAGAGUGGGGACAACACUGAGGAGGGCUGAAGAGGAAUGGAGAGAGAGCCCUUCGGCAUUCGCAUAUAUACACAUCCACACGUACAUGCAUACAGAAUGCAGAACAAACCUCAAGAUGUGUGUUACAGCUCCAGACACUUCAUCACAUGAUCACUCCUCACUGAAGCCUUAUAUACUAAAUGCUCUUGGUGCAUUGGGCCUAUCCAAUUUAGCGGUGUGUUUGUUUGUUAUUUCCAUGAUUAUACCAGUUCUGUUUAUAUCUCAGCACAUCUUACAAUGCUAACUCCCCUGAUCUGGCUCACGUCCACCUCGCUAUCUGCAAACAAUCAAUGAUUGGCUGCGGUUUGAUCUCUCGCUAUUGGAUUUUUCAACGCACAAACACACUCUUGAUGAAAAAAGGCCAAAAGCACCAUAAAGGACUGCAUGUUUCUGUAUGCAUAUCAGCAAAGGGACUUUAUUUGCUGUUGAUUGAACAAAACCUUGACUUGACUGUUUCUGCCUGCCCCUUUUUCUUUUUUUAAUUUUCUUUUUUUUUUAUUUCCAGCU